AUGUCGAGAGUUUUUUCAGUCGUUUGUGUUUUGCUCGCUAUGUCAUUUCUCCAUGCAAGUGCUCGUCAAGUGCCGAGUGAGUUUGACGAGGACAAGACGAUGACACGUGACGAUACAACAACAACCCUCGUGCAUGCAAGUGCAGCUGGUAAGUUACCAACAAAAAGCAUCGGUGACAAAAAAUGCAUCGGAGCGGUAGGAGGAGUCGGUGGAUUCGCCGGAGUUGGUGGCUACGCCGGCGUGGGAGGUCUAGGAAUUCCACUCAUCGGCGGUAUCGGUAAAUACGGUGGCAUAGGCGGUGCAGCUGGAAUUGGUGGCUUCAAGGGUCUAGGGGGUGGUAUAGGCGGUGCAGGAGCCGGUAUCGGCGGUGCUGGAGGUCUUGGUGGAGCUGGAGGUGGAAUUGGUGGUGGUAUUGGUAAAGCAGGUGGUAUUGGCGGUGUUGGUGGUCUAGGCGGAACCGGAGGUGGCUUAGGCGGUCUAGGCGGAGUGGGUGGUGGUGGUAUUGGUAAAGCAGGUGGUAUUGGUGGUGUUGGUGGUAUCGGCGGUGGACACGGCGUGGUCGGUGGCGUUGGCGGUGGGCUCGUUCCACAUCCUUAA
This is a messenger RNA of Thlaspi arvense, 597 nucleotides long. Lineage: Eukaryota; Viridiplantae; Streptophyta; Magnoliopsida; Brassicales; Brassicaceae. The record is from the annotation of a GenBank genome assembly.